Molecule: messenger RNA, 713 nt
Organism: Acaromyces ingoldii
Lineage: Eukaryota; Fungi; Basidiomycota; Exobasidiomycetes; Exobasidiales; Cryptobasidiaceae
Exons: 2
Coding region: 108-530 (140 amino acids)
Source: RefSeq, a predicted model, not a curated record
GACGCAGCUAUUCAGCCAAGGUGUUUGAGCUCAUGCUUGGCGAGACGGAGCGGGGGACGACCGAGGGAGGACCUGAGCCUCAAUCGAGCAAGUGCACCAUUGUCUAGAUGUCAGUCUGUCUCCUCCUCGUGCCCCACGCCGGACAAUUUCUUUUCAACUCGCAUGCCAGCUCGAUCUCAAUUGCUCGUCGCCGCCUGCCGUCGUCGCCAGCAAUAGGCCCCAAAGCGUCCAUCGGUCAUCGUCCAUCCCGCUUUCGAUACCAACCUGCGCUAAUUUGCCCUUCUUCCUUCCCGCAUUUCUUCUUCUGCCACCUUUCUUCGUUGCCAUGGACAGAGCUUUUCUCUCCGCCCUUGCGUGUACAUCAUCAUUAUUCAAUGAGAUAUGCUCUCCACCCACAGUCGCAUCUAAGUCCUGUACUUGUCAUCGAUGUCUUUCGGUCGUCCCUCGGUCCGGAUCCGAGCGGGCGCUCACGUGUUUCUUCGCGUUCUUUCUCCACCUCGAUCCGAACAAAGAUGAAUGACUACCAUUGACAGCCACUAAAAAGAAGCAUGGGACACCCGGUGAUCCUCGCGACAUGCUCGCUCAACCAGUGGGCGCUCGACUUUGAGGGCAACAAGGAGAGGAUCCUUCAGUCCAUCGUCGAGGCCAAGCAAAGAGGCGCGAAGCUUCGGGUCGGCCCCGAGCUCGAGAUCCCGUGAGCUAGAUGCAGUACG